AUGCGAGUCAUCCAAAGCCUUAUUGUACAUGAUGCCAUUGGAAAGCCCAAAAUACUUUUAGAUCAACUAAGGGAAGGGCUUCAGACUCUGGGAUUCGGGUCCAGAAUGCAAGUAUAUCCUGAGCUUUUCAAAGAGCUAUUUGUUGCAGGAGAAAAGGAAAUGAAGGGUUCUGACAUCAAGGAAAUAUUGAUGUUUCCAUCAGAGAUGAGUGAUGGUGAAGAAACCAUCAUGGAGCACAUGACUGAGUUCAUAGUUGGUGCAACACCAGAUAUUCUAAAGGCAUUCGCCACCUUUGCUACUGGGGCACCCUGCUUACCAGAGUUUGGUUUAGAAAGGAUCAGGAUCGAAUUUGAGGAUGCUGGUUCCAUUUUUUCCUCUACUUGCACAAAGAAUGUAACCUUGCCAAGAAAUUUCCCUGACGAGGACACCUUCCUGGCUGCACUUCAAGCAGUUUGUGAUAAUAGUGGGAAGGCAUUUACUAGUAUUUAA
Messenger RNA from Porites evermanni, 489 nucleotides. The record is from the annotation of a GenBank genome assembly. NCBI's taxonomy places the organism in Eukaryota, Metazoa, Cnidaria, Anthozoa, Scleractinia, Poritidae.